AUGGCCACCUUCGCAACCAGCCAGCAAUGGCUCCACCAGAGCUCGCUUCUCUUGGAAGCCCGCCCGCACACACCCAAGCCGGCGCGCCGCGUCAAGAAGGCCAAGGACGGCGAGGCCCUGCCGGAUGCGCCGCCAGCCGCCACGAACGCGGUCGGCCAGAACCCCCGCGCCAAGCUGGUGCUCAAGACCGUCGACCCGGCCAGCGGCGUGUGCCUCAAGUACGAGACGACCAAGGCGGCCGAAGUGUCGCGGCUGGUGCAGCUGCUUGGGCAGCUGAGCCGGCGCCAGGCGGGGCUGGUGGCGGGGACUGCCUCAGCCGAGGAGCAGGCGGACGAUGUGGCCAUGGCAGAGGCAGCGGCCACAGCAGCGGACGAGUCGGGCGCAGCACCGUCGCCCGCACCGACGCCGGCGCCAGCACAACAACAACAAGGCGGCGGUGGCGGCGGUGGCGUCAAGGGCAAAAAGAAGAAGGGCAAGCGGUAG
Sporothrix schenckii 1099-18 is the source of this 483-nucleotide messenger RNA. RefSeq lists its product as uncharacterized. The coding region runs from base 1 to 483 and encodes 160 amino acids. The transcript has 2 exons. Gene Ontology annotation, biological process: SRP-dependent cotranslational protein targeting to membrane. Lineage: Eukaryota; Fungi; Ascomycota; Sordariomycetes; Ophiostomatales; Ophiostomataceae. The record is from RefSeq and is a predicted model, not a curated record. Gene Ontology annotation, cellular component: signal recognition particle, endoplasmic reticulum targeting.